GCCAGUGCAGUAAGAGCCCGCCUCCUUAUCCAGGACAUAAAACCUCCCCCAGCAGGCAGGCAUUCAUCUGCUCUCUCUCAGAAAAGUCUCUGCAGGAGCCAUGGCUACGUUUGUGGAGCUCAGUACCAAAGCCAAGAUGCCCAUUGUGGGCCUGGGCACCUGGAAGUCUCCACCAGGCAAAGUCAAGGAAGCUGUGAAGGCCGCCAUCGAUGCUGGUUAUCGCCACAUUGACUGUGCCUACGCCUAUCAGAAUGAGAGUGAAGUAGGGGAAGCCAUCCAAGAGAAGAUCAGAGACAGGACUGUGAAGCGGGAGGACCUCUUCAUCGUCAGCAAACUGUGGCCCACCUUCUUUGAGAAAAGCCUGGUGAAGAAAUGCUUCCAGAAAACCCUCUCGGAUCUGAAACUGGACUAUCUGGACCUGUAUCUAGUUCACUGGCCACAGGGGUUCCAGGCUGGGAAUGAGAUAUUCCCCACAGAUAGUAAAGGCAAACCUCUCAUGAGUAAAUCCACAUUCUUGGAUGCCUGGGAGGGCAUGGAGGAACUGGUGGACGAGGGGCUGGUGAGAGCCCUGGGUGUCUCCAACUUCAACCACCUGCAGAUCGAAAGGCUCCUGAACAAGCCCGGACUCAAGCAUAAGCCAGCGGUUAACCAGAUCGAGUGUCACCCAUACCUAACCCAGGAGAAACUGAUCCAGUACUGUCACUCCAAGGGCAUUGGCAUCACAGCUUACAGCCCCCUGGGCUCUCCAGACAGACCUUAUGCCAAGCCAGACGACCCUGUAGUACUGGAGAUUCCCAAGAUCAAGGAGAUUGCUGCAAAGCACAAGAAAACAGUAGCUCAGGUUCUGAUUCGGUUCCACAUCCAGAGGGAUGUGGUGGUCAUCCCCAAGUCUGUGACGCCCUCCCGCAUACUUGAGAACUUUCAG
Molecule: messenger RNA, 925 nt
Organism: Phodopus roborovskii (desert hamster)
Lineage: Eukaryota; Metazoa; Chordata; Mammalia; Rodentia; Cricetidae
Product: aldo-keto reductase family 1 member B7-like
Exons: 8
Cellular component (GO): cytosol; mitochondrion
Molecular function (GO): aldose reductase (NADPH) activity
Source: RefSeq, a predicted model, not a curated record